AACCCUAGGCUUACUCGCUCACAUUAGGAGUUUCACAACGCAGCUGCGCACAGCACAGUCCUGACCCUCCCAGAAAACCCUAAUCAGCGUAUCGAAUAGUUGGAAUCUCCAAUUCUUGUCUUUAUCUCUUGACCAGAAAAAAUGUGCGAAGCCGUAGAAAUUGAAGAAAGGCCCAAAUACAAAGAUAUCAGACGCUAUUACUGCGAGUACUGCGGUAUCUGCAGAUCCAAAAAAACCCUUAUCACCUCCCACAUCAAUUUGCACCACAAGGAAGAGUAUGAAAAAGCAAGAGCUGAAAGAGAUCCCGAAGCAGAGGCUUCGAAAUCGAACACUUGCGAGGAAUGUGGUGCCACUUUCAAAAAACACGCCUAUUUGUUGCAGCACAUGCAAAGUCAUUCACUUGAGAGGCCAUUUGUGUGUGCUGUCGAUGAUUGUCAGGCAAGUUACAGAAGAAAGGACCACCUGACUCGGCACCUUCUACAGCAUGAAGGGAAGAUUUUUAAGUGCCCUGUUGAGAAUUGCAACAGUGAGUUCUCUUUGCAAAGCAAUAUGAAAAGACAUACUGAGGAGAUUCAUGAUGACAGUUCUACCACUACCAGUAGUGACAAAAGUCACAAACAGCAUAUGUGUCCAGAGAUUGGCUGUGGAAAGGUUUUUAGAUAUGCAUCACAGCUACAAAAACAUGAAGAUUCUCAUGUUAAUUUGGAAUCAGUAGAUAUGGUGUGCUUAGAGCCUGGUUGCUUGAAACAUUUCACUAAUGUCCAGUGCCUUCAAGCCCAUGUGAAGUCCUCCCAUCAGUAUAUGACCUGUGACAUUUGCGGGACAAAGCAACUGAAGAAGAAUAUUAAGCGCCAUCUUCGAUCACAUGAAGCUGAAGGCAGUUCAUCAGAGACCUUUCAAUGCGAGUUUAAGGGUUGCAGCUGCACAUUCUCAAGAAAAUCUAAUCUAGACAAGCAUAAGAAGGCUGUGCACUUUAAUGUAAAGCCUUUUGCGUGUGGGUUUACUGAUUGUGGCAUGAGAUUUGCUUACAAACAUGUGCGAGAUAAUCAUGAAAAAACUGCUAAACAUGUUUUUACCCUUGGGGAUUUUGAAGAAGCUGAUGAAGAGUUCAGGUCAAGGCCGAGGGGAGGAAGGAAGAGAACAUGUCCCACUGUUGAAAUGUUAAUUAGGAAGAGGGUUACCCCACCUAGUCAAUUGGAACAUUGGUUAUUUAUGCAGGAUAGUGAGUAGAGUGCAUUUAGCACUCUGUGCUCCUAAUACUAGUAGGUAAAAUGUAAAUUUAACAUGUUGACACGAGUAUAUAAUAUGUAUACAGUUUGGAUUAUUGUUAACAGAUAUAUAGGAUUUAGGACAACAACGUGUAAUAAUGAUUGAUGCUUAUGAGUUAUGACAGAUUCCAUAGUGUAGCGAAUCUAUUAACCGUUGUACCAAUUUGCAAUUUAAACAACUGCAUUUGUUUAUAAUC
This is a messenger RNA of Glycine soja, 1465 nucleotides long. RefSeq names its product transcription factor IIIA-like. The record is from RefSeq and is a predicted model, not a curated record. Bases 142 to 1230 code for a protein of 362 amino acids. Gene Ontology annotation, cellular component: nucleus. Gene Ontology annotation, biological process: regulation of transcription by RNA polymerase II. The transcript is spliced from 6 exons. Lineage: Eukaryota; Viridiplantae; Streptophyta; Magnoliopsida; Fabales; Fabaceae.